Molecule: messenger RNA, 2062 nt
Organism: Urocitellus parryii (Arctic ground squirrel)
Lineage: Eukaryota; Metazoa; Chordata; Mammalia; Rodentia; Sciuridae
Gene: Srpk3
Product: SRSF protein kinase 3
Biological process (GO): peptidyl-serine phosphorylation; intracellular signal transduction; regulation of mRNA processing
Cellular component (GO): nucleus; cytoplasm
Molecular function (GO): ATP binding; protein serine/threonine kinase activity
Source: RefSeq, a predicted model, not a curated record
GCCGAGGUUAUAAAUGCACGGGCCAGAGCCAGGCCCCACAGGAGCAGCCGCCCAGGGCACCGGAGCCGUGGGCCACAAGGCCGGGAUGAGCGCCAGCGCGGGCGGCAGUGGCGGCGGAGGCGACAGUGGCGGCAGCAGCAGCAGCUCACAAGCCUCCUGUGGGCCCGAGUCCUCAGGCUCUGAACUAGCCCCAGCUACACCAGCACCUCCAAUGCUUCAGGGACUCCUGGGCUCUGAUGACGAGGAACAGGAAGACCCCAAGGACUAUUGCAAGGGUGGCUACUACCCAGUGAAGAUUGGUGACCUGUUCAAUGGGCGGUACCACGUGGUGCGAAAACUGGGCUGGGGCCACUUCUCUACCGUCUGGCUCUGCUGGGAUAUCCAGCGCAAGCGCUUCGUAGCCCUGAAAGUAGUGAAGAGUGCUGGGCACUACACUGAGACAGCUGUGGAUGAGAUCAAGCUCCUGAAAUGUGUCCGGGACAGUGACCCCAGUGACCCCAAAAGAGAAACCAUCGUUCAGCUCAUUGAUGACUUCAGGAUCUCAGGGGUGAAUGGAGUCCAUGUGUGCAUGGUGCUGGAGGUCCUGGGCCACCAGCUCCUCAAAUGGAUCAUCAAGUCCAACUACCAGGGUCUGCCUGUGCCCUGUGUGAAGAGCAUUGUGAGGCAGGUGCUGCAUGGCUUAGACUACCUCCACACCAAAUGUAAGAUCAUCCACACGGACAUCAAGCCUGAAAACAUCCUGCUGUGUGUGGGUGAUGCCUACAUCAGGCGCCUGGCAGCAGAGGCCACAGAGUGGCAGCAGUCAGGGGCCCCACCCCCAUCCCGCUCCACAGUCAGCACUGCCCCCCAGGAGGUCUUGACUGGUAAGCUGUCCAAAAAUAAGAGGAAGAAGAUGAGGCGCAAGCGGAAACAGCAGAAGCGGCUGCUGGAGGAGCGGCUGCGAGACCUGCAGAGGCUGGAGGCCAUGGAGGCUGCAGCCCAGGCUGAGGAUUCUGGAUCGAGACUAGAGGGGGGCAGCGGCUCUACCUCUUCCUCAGGCUGCCAUCCUGGGGGCACCAGGGCUGGCCCCUCCCCAGCCUCCAUCUCCCCUGCCCCUGGGGGUGACCGCAGUCUCAGCCCCAGCUCGCAGACCUCUGGCUUCUCAGGCUCCCUGUUCUCGCCGGCCUCCUGCUCCAUCCUUUCAGGCUCGUCCAAUCAGCGUGAAACAGGGGGACUCUUGUCACCCAGCACACCAUUUGGUGCCUCAAACCUCCUGGUGAACCCCCUGGAGCCCCAAAAUGCAGACAAGAUCAAGAUCAAGAUUGCAGAUCUGGGCAAUGCCUGCUGGGUGCACAAGCACUUCACUGAGGACAUCCAAACUCGGCAGUACCGGGCUGUGGAGGUACUGAUCGGUGCUGAGUAUGGGCCCCCAGCAGACAUCUGGAGCACAGCAUGCAUGGCCUUCGAGCUGGCCACUGGUGACUACCUGUUUGAGCCUCAUUCAGGAGAAGACUACAGUCGUGAUGAGGACCACAUUGCUCAUAUCGUGGAGCUUCUGGGUGACAUCCCCCCAGCCUUUGCUCUGUCAGGCCGUUACUCUCGAGAGUUCUUCAACCGAAGAGGAGAGCUGCGACACAUCCACAAUCUCAAGCACUGGGGUCUGUAUGAGGUGCUCAUGGAGAAGUAUGAAUGGCCCCUGGAACAGGCAACACAGUUCAGCGCCUUCCUGCUGCCCAUGAUGGAGUACAUCCCUGAAAAGCGGGCCAGUGCCGCCGACUGCCUCCAGCAUCCCUGGCUCAACCCCUAGGUCCUACUGUAGCUGUAGGCAGCAGGGGGUUGGGCCUGGCUCUGCCCCUAGCUCUCAGUGCCUUAAGGGAAAGUGGGGUGACUCUCACCACCCUGUAGGAGCUACCCUCUCCUACCCUGCUGAAUGCCAGCUUUUUUACCCACCCAUGGCAGGAGAGACAAAUGCUGGGGCCAGGCCCAUGUCUCAGAACUUCUCUGCCCACAAUUCUCCUGGAAGAUCCUCUGGUGGGAAAGUAUGUGUUUCUUUCUUAAUAAAGCGUGAACAGAAAUACCAGUA